This is a messenger RNA of Paramecium sonneborni, 1887 nucleotides long. Lineage: Eukaryota; Ciliophora; Oligohymenophorea; Peniculida; Parameciidae. The record is from the annotation of a GenBank genome assembly.
UGAUAAAUUACAAAAAUGCUACGUCCAGGUUCCUCAAUGAGUAAAGCCAAAUAAACAAAAGCAACAGCCCCCGUUUCUGGAGGAAUUGCAGCAAAAGUAGUUUAAGAAAAAAUGCCUACUUUAGAAGAAUAUGUUAAAAAUAGAGAUUGGGUAGGAGCAAUAUCUCUAUUAGAAAAUGAAUAAAAGUAUUAUUUGAUAAUUUAAAGAUUAGUUUUAAUGAUUCAAGAGCAGAGCCUAAAUUAUGGUUAGCUUAUGCAUGUUUUCAUAAUGGAGAAUACAAGUAUUAGACAUAAUAUAUUUUAAAAUAGAAGGGCGAUUUAAGUUUAUGAUCAAAUGAUGACAAAGCCAGAUUACAACAAAGAGAUUCAUAUAUAUAAGGCAUGUUGUUUUUAUGCUCUAUGUCAAUAUGAAGAUGCAAAGAGAGAAUGUUCAAAAGGUCCAGAGACAGCUUUAUCAGUGAGAUUGUAAUUGAAUUGAUUCUAUAUGAUAGAUAAUUUCAUAUAGCUCAUAAAAAAAACGAUGAGAAGAAUCUUAUGACCUAUCAUCACAAGAUACAAGAAACUGUUCAUGAUUAAUUGUGUUUGGCAGCAAUUCAUUAUUUAAGAGGACAUUAUGAAGAAGUAACUGAAAUUUUUUUAUAUGAUAGGCAACUGAUGCAUACAAAAAAUUAUUGCUUGAAAAUAGAGAAUAUACAGCAAUCAAUGCUUAUAUAGCUUUGUGCUAUUAUAAAUUAGAAUAUUUCGAUGUUUCUAUUGAAAUUCUCUCUUCAUAUCUAAAUCAAUUUCCAUAAAGUGUUACAGCAAUUAAUCUAAAGGCAUGCAAUCAAUUCUAAUUAUACAGUGGUAAAUUAGCUGAAGAAGUAUUCAAACCAUUGCAAUCCUAAUAUGAAGGAAUCAAUGUUUGUGCAGAUAAUGAUUUAUUAAAACAUAAUUUAGUCGUAUUUAGAGCUGGAGAAAAUGCUUUAAAAGUACUUCCUCCUUUAGUAGAAAUAUUCCCAGAAGCAAAACUUAAUCUUAUUGUCUAUUAUUUAAAAAAUGAAGAUAUUGGAGAAGCAUUCAAUUUAGUUUAAGAUCUUUAACCAACCAACCCAAAAGAGUAUAUCUUAAAAGCUGUUGUUUAUGCUAUGAAAGGAUAAUCUAAUCCUGAUUAAAAAGAAGCCUUAAAAACUGCUUAAUAACUAUUUUAACUAGUGGGAUCUUCGGCUAGUGAAUGUGAUACAAUUCCUGGUAGGUAAUCUAUGGCUUCAUGUUUCUUUAUUUUAAAAUAAUAUGAAGAUGUUUUAGUUUAUUUAAAAUCUAUUAAGUAAUUCUUUUAAAAUGAUGAUGAUUUCAACUGGAAUUAUGGAAUUGCUUGCGCAGGUACUGGAGAUUAUAAAGAAGCUGAAGAUGCUUUAGCAUAGAUUCAAUCUGAAAAAUAUAGAGUAAAUAUAUUAAAUUCUAUUUAUUUUAGUCUGAUGAUAUUUACAUCAAAUGGAUGACUAGAACAUAUAUAAUGAAUGGCAAAGCAAAGUAAUUGAUUGUAUUUAUCAUCUUAGAGAAGCUUGGGAAUUGUAUAUUAAUAUGGAGACAUCAAGUGAAUCCUUUUAAAUUUUAGUCUUAAUUGCUAAUGAUUGUUACAAAAUGGGUCACUUUUAUUAUGCUGCUAAAGCUUUUGAUAUUUUAUAAAGAUUAGAUUCAGAUAAUGGCGAACAUGAAUAUGAAGAUGCUUUAAGAGGUUCAGUUGUAGGAGUAUUUCAAAUGGUUAUAGCAUCCAAAGAGACUCUAGAUCAUUUAAUUGAAGUUAUGAAUAUCUUGACAAAUACAGGUGAUAAUCCUCAAGUAGAAUACAUUCUUAAAAUAAUUAAAAAAUGGGGAAAAGAAAAUAAUUGGAAAAUAUGAAACAUAAGCU